Messenger RNA from Grammomys surdaster, 3532 nucleotides. It is a transcript of the gene Mapk14, whose product is annotated as mitogen-activated protein kinase 14. Gene Ontology annotation, biological process: protein phosphorylation; p38MAPK cascade. Gene Ontology annotation, molecular function: ATP binding; MAP kinase activity. The transcript is spliced from 12 exons. The record is from RefSeq and is a predicted model, not a curated record. The coding region runs from base 398 to 1480 and encodes 360 amino acids. Gene Ontology annotation, cellular component: cytoplasm; nucleus. NCBI's taxonomy places the organism in Eukaryota, Metazoa, Chordata, Mammalia, Rodentia, Muridae.
GGGAGCUGUUCUCGCGAGAGUUGUGCGAGAGGCUCCCGGCGGCUGCCUGUGGGAUCGCGGCCACUGGAGCCCGAGCGGGCGCUGGAGCUCGAGCCGGUGUGGUGCGGCGCGGCGUCGGCGUGCGCUGCCCGGGGAGCGGCUGCAGGGGGACCGCGGCGGGAGCAGCCUCGAGCCGUGCAGCCGGCUCCCCAGCACGUUACCGAGGCUCGCCGCGGCUGACGGGAGGGGAGGACGAACGCGCGCCGCUGGGUCGCAGCCUCCGCACUUGCGCGGGCGAGCGGGCGAGCCGGGGUCCGGUCUGCCUCGGGCGAGCGGAGAACGUGCGGCUGGCUGCAGGCAGGGGGCUCCCCCACCCCGGGCUCGGCCACCUCCACGCCCCGCAGCCGCCGCUUGGAAGAUGUCGCAGGAGAGGCCCACGUUCUACCGGCAGGAGCUGAACAAGACCAUCUGGGAGGUGCCCGAGCGAUACCAGAACCUGUCCCCGGUGGGCUCGGGCGCCUAUGGCUCGGUGUGUGCUGCUUUUGAUACGAAGACGGGGCACCGUGUGGCUGUGAAGAAGCUCUCCAGACCGUUUCAGUCCAUCAUUCACGCCAAAAGGACCUACCGAGAGCUGCGCCUGCUGAAGCACAUGAAACACGAGAAUGUGAUUGGUCUGUUGGACGUGUUUACACCCGCAAGAUCCCUGGAAGAAUUCAACGAUGUGUACCUGGUGACCCAUCUUAUGGGGGCAGACCUGAACAACAUCGUGAAGUGCCAGAAGCUUACUGACGACCACGUUCAGUUUCUUAUCUACCAGAUCCUCCGAGGGCUGAAGUAUAUCCAUUCGGCUGACAUAAUCCACAGGGACCUAAAGCCCAGCAACCUAGCUGUGAACGAAGACUGUGAGCUCAAGAUUCUGGAUUUUGGGCUGGCUCGGCACACUGAUGAUGAAAUGACCGGCUACGUGGCUACCAGGUGGUACAGAGCCCCUGAGAUCAUGCUGAAUUGGAUGCACUACAACCAGACAGUGGAUAUUUGGUCCGUGGGCUGCAUCAUGGCUGAGCUGUUGACCGGAAGAACGUUGUUCCCUGGUACAGACCAUAUUAACCAGCUUCAGCAGAUAAUGCGUCUGACGGGGACUCCCCCUGCCUAUCUCAUUAACAGGAUGCCAAGCCAUGAGGCAAGAAACUACAUUCAGUCUCUGGCCCAGAUGCCGAAGAUGAACUUCGCAAAUGUGUUCAUUGGUGCCAACCCCCUGGCCGUCGACCUGCUGGAGAAGAUGCUCGUUCUGGACUCGGACAAGCGGAUCACAGCAGCCCAGGCUCUCGCGCAUGCCUACUUUGCUCAGUACCACGACCCUGACGAUGAGCCGGUGGCCGACCCUUACGACCAGUCCUUUGAGAGCAGGGACCUCCUUAUAGAUGAGUGGAAGAGCCUGACCUACGAUGAAGUCAUGAGUUUUGUACCGCCACCCCUUGACCAAGAGGAGAUGGAGUCCUGAGCGCCUGGUGUCCACUCUGUCUAUCCCACUUCACUGUGAGGGGAAGGCCUUUUCUCGGGAACUCUCCAAAUACCAUUCAAGUGCCUCUUGUUGAAAGAUUCCUUCAUGGUGGAAGGGGGUGCAUGUAUGUGUGUAGUAUGUGUGUGUGUCUGUCUGUCUGUCCACCUAUCCUUGUGGAAGUCAUUGUGAUGGUAGUGACGUCAUGAGUCAUGGCUGCUCCGUGGCAGUCUGCCUGCUUUCUCAGAGUCUAGGCAGGCCAGUGGGUACUGCCAUCUCCAUAGGGACGUGUGUGUUAAGUCAAAGUAAGAAACAGUCAUAGAUCCCUGUUCCUCGUUACCUUGCCACUUUGUCUUCUCCUGUGGCCCUGUCUUUACCAUAUCACAGUGACAGAGAGAGGCUGCUUCAGGUCUGAGGCUAUCCCUCAGCCAUGCAUAAAGCCCAAGAGAACCAACUGGCUCCUGGGCUCUAGCCUGUGAUUAGCUUGCUUAAUGUCCUCAGGACCUGACAGGUGUGUUCAAAGCUGCCAGUCUGUGUGUGCCUUAAAAGGAGAGAAGGGCGCGUAGUUACAGAAUCUCAGCUGCUGAUGUUCUGAGCCAGGCAAGUGCACAGGGCUGUUGGAUGGCCAGCGGGGAGCUGGAAAAAACAAGGCAGCGUUCAAGGAGGCCAUGGGUGCAUGUGUGUGCAUGCGUGUGUGUGCAGCCGCUCUCCCUCACUUCCAGGAGCAAGCUGUUUUCUAUGCUUACCGUUCACCUCAGUGCAGGGGUCUCCAGGGCCAGGCACAGGUUCCUGCCAUCAGUAGCUUCUUCUUGUGUGUGUCAUCUUCACAUCUGGCCGAGUGCAGGUGUGUUUGCAUGCUGUGCUCUUGGAGCUUGUCCUGUCUUCUGGAAGCCCUGGGCCAGGCGCGUGAAGACUUCCCAGCAGUUCCUGUCCACCGCCUCAGCUGACGCCAUGGGCACACGGCUGCUCCUCACUCCAACUACGUUGUGUUGAACACAACUGACCCUCCAGGUGCUCAUGGUGCAGGAAAACCGGACAGACAGAGCACCGAACCCUUGCCAUCUGAUGUCGCCAACUCCCCUAGGACUGUCCCAGCUCUGGAAAUGAUGUUCUCCUCACUCGUGGUAGUAACCAGCUAAGAAAGCUGAAAACUGAACGAAGGAAGAAGCGAGAGCUCCUGAACCCAGGAACUCCUCUUACUCUCUUUCUCAAAACAGGGUUGUUAGACACAAAACCAAGUAGUCACAGGUCCCUCUCUUCUAAGGGCCCCCAACCCCCGGGCAGCUUGAUGCUGAUUUCAGUAUCGAUUUGGGGAGAAAGCAAUUUUGUCUUGGAAUUUUGUAUGUUGUAGGAAUCCUUAGAGAGUGUGGUUCCUUCUGAUGGGGAGAAAGGGCAAAUUAUUUUAAUAUUUUGUAUUUUCACCUUUAUAAACAUGAAUCCUCAGGGGUGAAGAACUGUUUGCAUAAUUUUCUGAAUUUCGGGCACUUUGUGCUAUAUGAGGACCCAUAUAUUUAAGCUUUUUUGUGCAGUAAGAAAGUGUAAAACCGAUUCCAGUGUUGGACAUAACAGGUCUUGUAUUUAGGUCAAGGUGUCUCCAUUUCUGUCAGUGCAGGGACAUGCAUACUCCAUGGGGCAGGGUAUGACCCUGAAUCACCUGGAGUCCAGAAGGAGGCAGACUGGCCAGGCCUUGCCGCCCGCCUCAAUAUGCAGUUCAACUCCACAUCAACCCAUCAAGAUGGGUUAGUCACAGUGUCUGGUUUUUGAAUGCCAAGUAUGAUUUCCAACAAAGCUCUGCUCUGGUAUUUUAUUGAAGACGUCUUUGCACAUGUGACCACGCUGUGUCAAGGCUGUGCUCCAGGGCCCGGACUCAAAGCGAGAGCUGGCAGAGAGCUCCUGGCAUCCACAGCACAAGGCCGCCGCCCACUUUCUCCAUCGGAAGACAAGGGAACGAGAAAACUGCUGUUUAUUCGUAUUUGUGAACUUGGCUGUAAUCUGGUAUGCCAUAGGAUGUCAGACAAUACCACUGGUUAAAAUAAAGCCUAUUUUUCAAAUUCA